Molecule: messenger RNA, 1023 nt
Organism: Leptosomus discolor (cuckoo roller)
Lineage: Eukaryota; Metazoa; Chordata; Aves; Leptosomiformes; Leptosomidae
Source: RefSeq, a predicted model, not a curated record
AUGUCUCGAGAGACUGGAAGUGAAGCGCAGCAGUCUCAAGGUGCCCAGCAGUCACAGAGUGGUACCAGUUCUUCCAGUGGGUCACAGAGUACUAGUCAGUCUUCCUCAAGUUCUGGGACCCUCAGUUCUUUGGACACCGUUCCCACUCAGGAGCUUCCGCCAAUCCCUGAGGACCAGGAAUCUGAAGAGCUUGUUCCUCAGCCUUGGGGUCGACUCUUUGCACUUGGAAAAGGUUUCAGCAAUUGUGACUGUGUGAAUGAUGAAUACUGGUUUGGAAGAGAUAAAAGCUGUGAUUAUAGUUUUUCUAAGCUAGGAUUGUCUGAGACUGGCUUCUACCAAAACUAUAGCAAGAAGCAUUUCCGAAUUUUCAGGGAAAUGGGUCCAAAAAAUUCCUAUGUUGCCUACAUUGAAGACCACAGUGCAAAUGGAACUUUUGUUAAUAGAGAGCUCAUUGGAAAAGGGAAGAGGCUUCCACUGACUCACAACUCUGAAAUUGCACUGUCUCUACAGACUAAUAAGGUGUUUGUAUUUUCUGAUCCUAUGGUGGAUGACCAGUUGGUGUUUCCUAGAGAAUUCAGAGAGAAAUAUAUCAUGUCAAAGACUUUGGGAAGUGGUGCCUGUGGAGAAGUCAAACUGGCAUUUGAGAAGAGCACUUGCAAUAAAGUUGCGGUAAAGAUAAUCAAUAAACGGAAGUUUAUGGCAAGUGGUAUUAGAGAGGCAAACCCAGCUUUUAAUAUCAAUACAGAAAUUGAAAUUCUGAAGAAAAUAGAUCAUCCUUGUUUAAUCAAGAUCAAAAACUUCUUUGAAGCAGAGGAUUACUACAUUGUUUUGGAACUGAUGGAAGGAGGAGAAUUGUAUGACAGAGUGUCAAGGCCAAUCAAGAUGAAAGAAGAUACCUGCAAGUUGUAUUUUUAUCAGAUGCUGCUGGCUGUAAAGUAUCUUCAUGACAAUGGAAUUAUACACCGGGAUCUAAAGCCGGAGAAUGUGCUACUUUCAUCUUCUGAAGAGACAUGUCUUAUAAAG